CGUGCCCGCCCCGUCGCUCUAUCUGCUCCAGCGGGCGCCUCUCGUCGCCUAUGCGCUGCCGCAGCGUGGGACGGUGUCGCCUGAGCCUCGCACAAAUACUCCCAACGCGUCGCCGUGCCCGUCGUCGCACCCAUGGCCGUCGCAUCGCGGGCGACAGGACGGCUGAAUGUGCCAGCGCUGCUGCUCGUCUGGGGCAGAGGGCCUGAGUGGCUCGUCAUGCUCGCCAAAGCCCGCUCGAAUCAGCUGCCUCAGCACGCUCCGGUCAGCCUAAGCCAACGCAUGCAGCUACACAAGGUUGCAGGUAGAGCCCUCGAUCGCUGUCCAAUCUAUCCCCUCCGGCGCGCUCCAAACAUCUUGCUUUCGAGCCCGCCAAGCCCUUCUUCAGGCAGUGCCGCCGCUGCUUAGGCUCUGCAAUCGCCCCCAGCCCGGGACCACCAUGCAGGCAACUUGUCGUGGGUGCCCCUGGCCCGCUCCUUCGCCAA
Molecule: messenger RNA, 482 nt
Organism: Trematosphaeria pertusa
Lineage: Eukaryota; Fungi; Ascomycota; Dothideomycetes; Pleosporales; Trematosphaeriaceae
Exons: 1
Coding region: 133-405 (90 amino acids)
Source: RefSeq, a predicted model, not a curated record